AUGCGGCAUUUCAUUAAGAACACUGCACGGAAGUUGCGGCGGUUAGCCAAGUUGCUAGGUUGCCGCGAAGGCGAAAUUGCGGCUACAUCCUCUUCUGAAGAGGCGGAGAUUCCUGACGACACCAUUCUGAGUCAAAGCAUUAGUCGAGGCAAGAAGCAAGCCACACGGUCUGCGUACCAGUUGAAGCCGAGGGGCGAGGCUCCACACCGUUACACUCCGGAAGAUUAUGCGAACCGAGGAAAGAAGGCUGUGAUCGAGUCCGAUGAGGAGCCGCCGCGGAGAUCAUCUUUGAGGAGGAUGAGGAACGAUGAGCCGUCAUCUUCAGAGGAGCAGGAGGUGCAGCAGCAAGAAGAGCAACGGCAGCGGACGAAAAGGAAGGCCGUCCGGAAGCAGCCCGUGAGGAGGGGACGUCGAGGAGGAUAG
Messenger RNA from Lolium perenne, 423 nucleotides. NCBI's taxonomy places the organism in Eukaryota, Viridiplantae, Streptophyta, Magnoliopsida, Poales, Poaceae. The record is from RefSeq and is a predicted model, not a curated record.